Molecule: messenger RNA, 5726 nt
Organism: Acanthochromis polyacanthus (spiny chromis)
Lineage: Eukaryota; Metazoa; Chordata; Actinopteri; Pomacentridae
Gene: lpin1a
Product: lipin 1a
Exons: 24
Coding region: 236-3130 (964 amino acids)
Biological process (GO): positive regulation of transcription by RNA polymerase II; fatty acid catabolic process; triglyceride biosynthetic process
Cellular component (GO): mitochondrial outer membrane; nucleus
Molecular function (GO): phosphatidate phosphatase activity; transcription coactivator activity
Source: RefSeq, a predicted model, not a curated record
CAGCUCGGUGACGGAGGAGGAAGAUUUCAGCUGCGGUUUAAAUACUGGAGCAGCCUUCAGCGGAGGAUCGAAGAUGAGAUAUCAGCGCGGCAGAACGAGGCUCAGUGUUUCCGAGGAUGACUUGAUUUGCGGACAGACCGUAGAACAGUAAAUCUGUAGAGGACGUUUAGCUGGACCAUUUGGAUGGAGCAAAGAUCACGGAGCGACGAGCGACGUCAUAAAUAAUUUGCAGACCAUGAACUAUGUGGGUCAGCUGGCGGGCCAGGUGUUUGUGCAGGUCAAGGAGCUGUACAGAGGACUCAACCCUGCGACACUGUCUGGAUGUAUAGACGUCAUCGUGGUCCGGCAGCCCGAUGGCUCCCUGCAGUGCUCCCCCUUCCACGUCCGCUUCGGCAAGAUGGGUGUGCUGCGGUCCCGUGAGAAAGUGGUGGACAUAGAGAUUAAUGGAGAGCCUGUGAGUUUGCACAUGAAGCUGGGAGAGAAUGGAGAGGCCUUCUUCGUCAAAGAGACCGAGAACAAACUGGAGGUGGUUCCGUCCUACCUGGCAACAUCACCUAUCAUGUCAAUGGGGGAAGAGUUGAUGGCAUCCCAGCUGGGCAGGGGCAGCUCUCGUCACCUCGACAACAUCCCCUGCAGCUCACUUCCUGUCCAGAGCCUGUUGCCACAGCAGGGUGAUGGAGGGAUGACCAAGAAGAGGAGGAAGCGGAGGAGGAAGGCACGACCAGAGGGAGGAGGAGGAGGAGGAGGAAGGAGGGAGGAGAGUGGAGAAGAGUUCUCAGAGGACGAGGACAUGUUCACGAUUGACUUGAGCACGGAUGAGGAGAGAGAAGGGGACAGCGACAGACCUGUGUACGGUGAUCAGUCUGCAGCCAAAAGCCACACACACCCCAGCACCGACUGGAUUCGUUCACAGAGUAAUGUGAUUAAGGAAAGUCUCUCCAUUCCUGCACCCUGUGGUCUGUCCAUCUCUUGUCCUCAGCAGACAUCUCACUUCUCUUCACUUAUUAGCAGCCCAGAUGAUUCACGGUCAUCGACGCCAAAAAGUGACUCAGAAUUAACCAACCAGACUAAGGACAACCCUGAGAUGCUGUGGACCUGGGGGGAGCUGCCACAGGCUGCUCAGCCGUCUUUCCUGAUCUCACACCAGAAGCAGGAUUCUGCAACAUCAGUCUCCAUCCCUGUGUCUGACAGCACUCACUUCAGAGCCAUCAGUGACACCGGACCAUCCUCCCUCGUUCUAUACACAACGGAGUCAGGGGAAACCACUGCUCACAGUGGGGACAAGGGUGCUACAGAGAACAGAAGUGGAGGCAGGGUUGGACUGACUGUUAAGUCUGGAGGACAACAAGUGAGAGAGGUGGAAAGUGUUGGGCCCUUGAGCGCAGAGAUGGAGGGUUUAACAGCAUCCUCAAUGUCUGUGAGAAUUCUCCCGGAUCAUCUGGAGGCUGAGGGCAGGAACAGAGGGAGUCCCAUCAGAAGGACCGAUUCACCAUCCAAGAGGAAAGAAAAGAGAAGUCAGCACCUGGGUGCUGACGGCAUUUACCUGGAUGACAUUACAGAGCUGGAGCCUGAAGUAGCCGCUCUCUACUUCCCCAAAAGUGACGGCGGCAGCAGCUCCAUGAAGGGGGACUCAGAGAUGAUGAUGGUGGGUGUGCGGAGCGCUAAUCAGUCCCCACAGUCGGUGGGCAGCAGCGGGAUGGACAGCGGCGUGGACAGUUUGUCGGACCAAAUGGGUGACCUGCCUCAUGUCGCCAUCUCUUUGUGCGGAGGACUCACUGACAACAAGGAGAUCACAAAAGAGCAGUUCUUGGAGAGGGCAGUUUCCUACCAGCAGUUCUCUGAAAACCCUUCUCUUAUUGACGACCCAAACCUGGUGGUCAAGAUAGGAAACAAGUACUACAACUGGAACACAGCAGCUCCGGUCAUGUUGGCCAUGCAGGUCUACCAGAAACCCCUACCGCAGUGUUGGUGCUUGAGUUAUGUGUUUUCUGCUUUUGGCCUCUUCUCAUACUGCCUCCCUGGUCUGUUUGGCUCCAGCCCUUCCCAGCCUGCCUCAGUGGAGAACAUAAUGAAGGAGAAGAUGCCAAAGAAAGGUGGACGCUGGUGGUUCUCAUGGAGAAGCAAGAACAGUGAUUCCAAGUCUGAAUCAGUAACAGAUUCGGGAGGAGACCGAGGAGAGAGUUCGCUCACUAUGGCCUCAGUAAACAGGUUGAAGGAUGAAUCAUCCUCUAGUGACGAGGACCACAGAUCGUCCAAUCAGGUGUCGGGAUCUUGUCAGUCAGAGUCCCUCGACCAGAUUUCUGGCAGCGUUUGUUAUAAGAAGACUCUUCGACUCACCUCAGAGCAGCUGGCCAGCCUGCAGCUGAAGGAGGGUCCUAAUGAUGUGGUGUUCAGCGUGACCACUCAGUAUCAAGGCACCUGUCGCUGCCACGGCACAAUCUAUCUUUGGAGCUGGGAUGACAAGAUAAUCAUUUCCGAUAUAGAUGGAACCAUCACAAGGUCCGACACUCUGGGUCACAUUCUGCCCACGCUGGGUAAAGACUGGACCCAUCAGGGUAUUGCACGACUCUACCACAAAGUCAGCCUGAAUGGAUAUAAAUUCAUGUACUGCUCAGCAAGAGCCAUUGGCAUGGCUGAUAUGACGCGAGGCUACCUGCACUGGGUCAACGAGAGGGGAACUAUGCUGCCAAUGGGCCCAGUGCUGCUCAGCCCCAGCAGCCUUUUUUCUGCCCUGCACAGGGAGGUGAUUGAGAAGAAACCAGAGAAGUUUAAGAUCGAGUGUCUUACAGACAUCAAGCACCUUUUCUACCCGAACACUGAGCCAUUCUACGCUGCUUUUGGCAACAGAGCCACGGAUGUGUAUUCCUAUAAGGAGGUAGGAGUUCCUCUGAACAGGAUUUUCACCGUUAAUCCCAAGGGAGAGCUGAUCCAGGAGCACGCCAAAACCAAUAUCUCCUCUUAUGGGCACCUGUGUGACAUGGUCGACCACGUCUUCCCAGUUCUGGUUCAAGACGAGGAGGCAGACUUCCACCGUUCUGAAGCUUUUGACCAGUGCAACUACUGGAACAAACAGCUUCCUGGCACCAGUCAGGAAGAAGAAGAGGAACCACAGCCUAUUGAGACGAGCUGAGGAAACUCCAUCAGAUCAAUGAUGGAGGUUGCUGCUUUCUCCACAUCACAGACAGACGUGACACUGUGGUCAGUGGAUUUGUGAUUCAUCAUAAAACCGGCAGCCCAGCUAAAGUGUAGAUCUUGAAGAUUUUAGAAUUGAAAACCGUGUGGGGAAACAUCUGUGAAGCUUUUCCUAACAUGGUAAAUGAGAGCAGCUUCUUAACUCAAAUACGAUACUCAAUAUAAGUAAUUGCAACUACUGAUUCGCAGUCGAUGAAUGUUUGUAACAUCCCACAUGAACAGAUUGCUGUAUAUCAUUCAGCAAUGAGAAUAUAAGCAGUUCUAGAAACUAAGAUGAAAAGAGAGCACUAAUGAGAAAAAACAAGACUUCUUAGGGUCCGUAUACAUAUGAGACUGUUGUUUUAUAAAGAAUGUAAGAAAUAGGAAUUUUCCAGAAUAAGGACAUCAAAUUUCCUGAUGAAUUUAAAACAGCUGUUUGGGAGUGAAGCUAACAAGUAGUUCUUCCUGAUCAGGGUUCAUCACAGGGUUAAAGCCUCACAUAUCACACAUUUGCAAGUGCACUGACUCACAAACACAUACACAGAAAUGAAACUUGUAAAAGGCAUUCCAUAACCAACGCACAGCACUACAGAACCUAACAUCCCUUUAGCUCUCUGAGAGAUUCCUUCAAGUGGUCAUCGUUCUCUCCUUCAGCCAACACCAGUUCCCACUUAGAGUGGCUGAUAGGAAACCAUUAUGCACGUGAUUAACAAAAUAAUUGUGAAACUGUUGGUACAGAAUUCAUUUAUAUCCUCAUUUAGGAAAGAAUAUUCAUAUUCACCAGUUAUUAAGCAGAGAUUUAGAAUCUUGCUUGCAGUUGUUACUGAUCCACGUGUGUGGCUGGUAAUCUCUUCUGACCUCAAGCAAAAUGGACGUUUUGCACCAGAAACCCCACAUUACAUUACAGUGAAACCAUCCAGAGCAUGCAAAAAUAGCACAGGUAGUGUAUGCAGACAUCUUCUGUGCCAGACUCCUUUGCAGGUACAGCUAAAUGUGUGUGGUCUGUUGACCAUGUUACUGUGAAGCAUACGGCCAUGGCACAUUUUACAGUGUUCAGCAACUACGUAUAUUCAAGAAACAUGCAGGACAAUGCAACUAACUUCAGUCUGUGUUAUUUCUCUCUGUGUUUUUACAUGUACAAUUAAAGGAACUCCAGCAAUGAUGCUAGAAUGUAAUGUAUAUAAAUCACUCACUCACUCUAUUCAAACGACUAAUGCUCAUCAAUGCAACUAUUUUAUAAACUCAUAUAGGAGUAAGAUUUUCAGUUUUGUAAUGAUGUUACUGCACAGAUCAGUAUAUGUAUAGCACUAAUCUGUCCUGUAGUUGAGAAGUAAAUGUAGUAUAUUCAGAUGUAAGAAUUUCUCAUCAGAAACAUCUAUUUUUUUUUUGUAGUUUGUACGUAUUUUUUUUCCAUCUGUUAUCAGAUGUUUGUGUUUUCUUCCACUGAUCAAAUAACAUCUACUGAACCGCAUGAAUGCAAGAUGGAAGCCUGUGUGUGUUUAUUUGUGUAACUUAAAUUGGGGGAAAUCACUGUAAAUUAUGACUUUUUUUGACCACAUGAAGUGAGUUUCUUUUAAAUUGUCUAAAACACCCUCUUACUGGUGCUCUUUCAAAUGUUCUUGCAGCUGUUUUAUGCUUUACUGUAAAUCCUCCUUUUUCAAAAACCGUCGGCCUCACGUUGCACUGCGAGGCGGCGUUCUCACCAUUUAACCACUGAAGCAAUAGAUCCAUGCGCAGUAUUUAUGAAAUCCAGUAAAUGGGUUGAUUGCCUAUUUUUUCUUCUAAUGUCAGGUGUUAAAUUUGUCAUUUUGCUUCGUUUGGUGCCUCCAGUUUGAUGUGGGCAUAACUUCAUUUCAAACUACAUUAUGUUUGCAUCAUACAGAAUGGCAACAGCAAAUAAAUGAAUCACUCUCAAGUUUAGUUUGCAUUUAACUGCCAUAUUUGUUCCCUAUUUUAUUAAUGUGUCCUGUGUUGAAAACAUGCUAGAAUGCAGUUAACACACCCUCUGACUGAUUGUGACUGAACCUGUUAAACUGCUAUAUACUGUCUGUACAUAGGAUAGACGCUCUGUGUCUGAUGCCGUACUGUGAUCGACUAAUCAGACCUUUAACUGAAUCUAAAAACGUUGAUGUUCACAUGCCCUUGGAGAAAGCUAAGUGUAAUUUAUGUACAAAAAAAGACAAAGGACGCAUGCUGUUGUAAAAUUAAGAUGCGUAUUUACGUGGGUGUAAUGAUCACUGUCUUGUCACAUGAUCUUUUAGGGAGGUACAACAAAAAGAAAUAUGUGUUUCCAUAUAAUUUUACUUCCAAAAUAUUGAGUAAAUCGUCUUUUGAUGAUUAUCACCUAAUUCUUUCUGUGAAAGAUUUAUUAAAACUCUUGACUAGUUUUCAGUCUGUCUCAUGUGUUGACAUGGAUGUUUAUCCAGUUUGCUGUCUCCCAUGUAAAACUUCUGUUUUGGGCACUAAGCAGCAGUGUGCAGUGCAAGCUAUUGUUAACAAUGUAGUUCAAUCUGUACAAUGGACUCAUUUUUCAAUAAACUCAAAGAUAAUUUCUA